AUGGGGAUUUCCCAAAGCCCAUGGCGAGGUCACCCUGGAAGUGAAAACCGACUCUCGCAGCAGCAUGUGGUACCGAUGGGAUUCACCCCGGAAGCGCGGCACACGUCGCCACCAAAUACAGAUGCCAGCAAACCAGCCAUCGCCUUACGUGCCAUCCCUUCAGUGAAACAGGGAGCGCCGCCAGACGUGAAGGAGCGGACAGCCACUCACAUGGAUAUCUCAGGAGGCGACCUCUGGGUUGGCAGAGGUUCCGUUGCCUUUCCAGUUCAGUCCGAAUGGAACCCUUAUCCAAAGAUGCCUGUUGUGAAAGUGGGCAACGCGUUCUACUGGGACAGUGCUGAUGCGAAUUUGGUAUUGAAUGAUGUCUCUAAGUUGUAA
Messenger RNA from Fonsecaea pedrosoi CBS 271.37, 378 nucleotides. RefSeq lists its product as uncharacterized. NCBI's taxonomy places the organism in Eukaryota, Fungi, Ascomycota, Eurotiomycetes, Chaetothyriales, Herpotrichiellaceae. Gene Ontology annotation, molecular function: lyase activity. The transcript has a single exon. The record is from RefSeq and is a predicted model, not a curated record. The coding region runs from base 1 to 378 and encodes 125 amino acids.